Messenger RNA from Hippocampus comes (tiger tail seahorse), 4205 nucleotides. RefSeq names its product nuclear receptor subfamily 2, group F, member 6a (gene nr2f6a). NCBI's taxonomy places the organism in Eukaryota, Metazoa, Chordata, Actinopteri, Syngnathiformes, Syngnathidae. The transcript has 6 exons. Gene Ontology annotation, biological process: regulation of DNA-templated transcription. Bases 922 to 2136 code for a protein of 404 amino acids. The record is from RefSeq and is a predicted model, not a curated record. Gene Ontology annotation, molecular function: DNA-binding transcription factor activity; sequence-specific DNA binding; zinc ion binding.
GCACCCUUGCCUGCCUCCCCCACCUCUUGCCACAGGGGAAGGCGCGCGCACACACGCACACGCAGGCACACACAGAUGAAAAGCAGCAGCUCGGCCACACAUCAUUAGUUCUUGGUGGCCAAGCACCAACAAAAGGCUUGCCAACGAGAAGCUCGGAGCACAGUUAAGGUUUUUGGGAAGGAAGAAGGAAAGAACAGGACGGGACUUCCUUGUGUUGAGCGCACACUACCUCGUGUAUGUGUGUCUGUGUGUGUGUGUGUCUGUCUGUGUGUAUGCGGGUGUAUUUUGGAGGUCAACUUGACGGCCCAGAUGUGUUUUUUCUUUUUGGUGGAGCCUUGAGGAGAAGCCUACAGCCAUUGGAGCAAAUGACGUGGAAUGGCUUCACUUUGUGGGUCAUGAUGGUGCCGCUGAGAGGAUUACACCAGAGUAGGAAAGCUGCGCUCGCUCUCUGGAUGGUGGACGGGAAGAUCUAGAGGGAGAGGAUUUAUAGCGACGGACAUAUUCAUGUUCAAUCGGAGUCGCUAGUAGACUCAGUGUUUACAGUGAAGAGGACCAUCCGUCUGGAUUUGACGAAAGCUGAGCCAGCCAACUGAAUGGGACAAGACAUUGACAUUUUUGAGGCAGCGCAAAGCUAAAAAUUGAAAAGUUACACCACUGAGACUAUUUCCAGGUCAUAGUGCAGUGGGAGGAGACUGGUCUUGUUUUUUUCCUGCCUCUCUCCUCUUGUUUUCCCCCCUUGUCUCAUUACUAUCUCCUUUCAAAACCCGUGGAUAUUUUUUUUUUUCGGUGGCUUUAUUUAUUUUAUUUUUAUAAGGCUUCCUAAGCAUCAAAGAAGCGUUCUGCUAAUAUUCAUGUUACCUUGACGAUUCUUGGCUGCCUGACAGUGGCGGUUUUUUUCAUCGGUGGUUCGGUAACCAAGCGAUGGCCAUGGUGAGUGGGGGCUGGGGAGAUCCCAAUGGCGGCACCAACGGGCUAGGCGAAAAGGGCUACCUGAAGCGGGAGGAUGAGGACGGCUCUCCUCAGGCGGGGGGCAGCGACAUGGAGGCCGGGGAGGACGACAAGGCCUGCGUGUUGGACUGUGUGGUGUGCGGGGACAAGUCGAGUGGGAAACAUUACGGCGUGUUCACCUGCGAAGGCUGUAAAAGCUUCUUCAAGAGAAGUGUACGGCGGAACCUCAGUUACACGUGCAGGUCGAAUAGAGAGUGUCAGAUUGAUCAGCACCAUCGCAACCAAUGCCAGUACUGCCGCCUCAAGAAGUGUUUCCGAGUGGGCAUGCGCAAAGAAGUUCAACGCGGCCGCAUCCCACCGCAGCCUAGUCUCAGUCCGACCCUCACGCCUAUAGGUGGCGCCAGCGGCAUGGGAGGCGGCGAAUUCUACAACAACAACAACAACAACGGAGGGAGCGGCGGUCAACCGGUUUCCGAGCUCAUCUCCCAGCUGUUGAGGGCCGAGCCGUACCCCAACAGCCGCUACGGGCACCAGUACAACCAGCAGGCUGGUCCCGAUAAUUCCAUGGGCAUUGAUAACAUCUGCGAACUGGCCGCCCGGCUUCUCUUCAGCACAGUGGAAUGGGCCAGAAACAUCCCUUAUUUUCCUGAUCUGCCAGUGUCUGAUCAGGUGGCCCUGCUGAGGCUGAGCUGGAGCGAGCUGUUCAUCCUCAAUGCGGCCCAGUCGGCCUUGCCGCUCCACAUGGCGCCCUUGUUGGCUGCGGCGGGCUUCCACUCGUCGCCCAUGUCGGCGGAACGUGUGGUGUCCUUCAUGGACCAGGUGAGGGUGUUCCAGGACCAGGUGGAAAAGCUGACCCGACUGCAGGUGGACUCCGCAGAGUACAGCUGUCUCAAAGCCAUCGCACUGUUCUCACCAGAUGCCUGUGGUCUGACAGAUGCAGUCCACGUGGAGUCUCUACAGGAAAAGGCUCAGGUGGCUCUGACCGAGUACGAGAGGAUGCAGUACCCGAGUCAACCUCAACGUUUUGGCCGCCUGCUCCUCCGCCUCCCUGCUCUACGCGCCGUACCCGCCAGCCUCAUCUCCCAACUCUUUUUCAUGCGCCUGGUGGGGAAGACCCCGAUUGAGACGCUCAUCCGAGACAUGCAGCUCUCCGGAAGCUCCAUCAGCUGGCCCUAUGUGCCUAUGUGAUGGGAAUAAUUUUCCAUCCGUGACCCUUUUUGUUGACGUUGCCGAGAACUUGAUAAUGCAGCAUCACCAAUAAGGAUGGUACUGAUGACCAGAGCACACGGUUCUCUGCAGGGCUCGGCUCGAUGGAAGACUUGGAAAUAAUUUGGGCGGGGAGCGCGAGAUGGUUGACAAUGAAAAAAAAAUGAAGAAAAACCAAGGAAAAUUCACCAAAGUUCAUCCUCGGAUUGAUGCACAAAAACAGAGAAGAUGACUCUUGCGUCUGCUUGAACGUUAGCUGGUCAGUGAUUUUGUUCCCCAGGGCUCAUGAUUGCUUUAUUCUCCAGCAGUUACAAGAGACUAAUACCUCAUUUAACAUCAGAAUGCUUUCAUCUGAUAUUUGGAAAAAAAAAAGUAAACGUUCCACACCAGAAACCGCCUUUUUUCUGACAACCGCCUUGUUAUUAGGUAUAAAUUGAGGACUCGUACAAGCAUCAUACACAUUCAUCUUUGUUGCUUCUUUUCCAGAAUUGCACAUAUUCAAAGUUGGAGCAAGCUCUUCUGAAUGAGAAAUCUGAACAAUUAGCUUUUAAUGAGUGGCAUUAACAACUUUAUAACAAACACUAAAGGCCCUAUUUUCGUGCCCAGCGCAAGUCUAGCUUAAACUGUUUUGGUAUUUUCCUAGACUUGCGCAGGUGGAAGUGGACGUUUGCGCCGUUGUGGGAGGGAACGCAGAUGACUUUUAAAUUAGAGCAGUCGAAUCACACACAAUCCCUGACAUUGCGGAAGCAGAAAUUGACCCGCUAGCAUCCGUGCAUGAGUUUGGAGCACACAAAGUAUGAUUAUAAAUUGCAAGAUCUCCCCUUGCGGAUGAUGUCAUCGAUCGUGCAUGUGACAUGGGCAAUUGGAGACGGCCUUGCACUCCCUAUCGCGUGUCCGUAAUAAGAAUUGUACUGUGUGGUCAGAUUUAAAAUAUUUUAAAGAUGGUCAUGUUAAUUCGUUCAGUGAAUUGAUUCGACAAUAAUGGGAUUGCCCCAUGCUGUUUCUGAAUGAUCAUCCGAUGACAUCCAUCACACAUACCUGCAGAGUUUAGAAUAUAUCUGCCUGCGCCUCGAUCAAAUGCUCCAAAAUUGCAUUACACUACCUGCGCCUCAACAUAGACCAGCUUUUAGCUUGUCUAAAAUCUAGCCUCCUUUUGGUCACCAAAUUGCCAGAUGCGCCGGGAGCGUGCAAUAAAAUAUGCCGGAAUACCUACUGAGGCGUAGCGCUGUCUAUCAAAUUCACAGACAGGCUAAACAAGACUUGCAUUGGCACAAAAAUGAAGAUUUGCCCGUUCUUAUGCGAAAAUAGGGCCCACAUUGACUAUGUGUUGGAACUUUUUGUAUGUAAAUAUAUCGAGGCCAACUUUGAUUUCCCUUUGCAUGUUCUAAUGUUUUGGAGCGCUUCUAAGUUGUGUCAUCGUUUGUGUAAGUAAUUCCUUUAAAUAUCAAAGUGUUGCUUUCUCUGUUAGCUCCUCGUUGUGUUUCUGUGUUUACAUAAAAAAUACCUCUCUAAAGACCCACGUUUCCACGAAAGACUUGAGUGCUGUUGUACUUUGUAAAUGAUGUGAGGCGACUUUGAAACGGCUGAUUACAAACUGCACAAGGAGGAUUUUGAAUACCAAAAUGUCACACGUCCGCCAAUUAGUGGGCUACAAGAAGGCCCCCUGAUUCGCCACCAGGACUUACCUCACGCUAGCAGUUUGAGAUGCUUUGUUGUUUUAACGAAUAUCAAAUAUUUUAGAACAAAGAACACAAAUCAAGCAUAAUAUUUUGCUUCUUGUUUUUACCCUGAACUUGAUCUGGGUGUGCUUCUUUUAGUCAAGUCACACAUCCAUGUCAUUCAUGAAGGUUAGCUCCUAAUGGUUUCUUAGUUAUUGUGUUCCUGAGUUCUUACAUUUGAGUUUUAUGUAUAUGGCAAGGUUAUUGAAAGAAUCAAAAGAGCAGGUGUGUCUUUUGUUACGUAUAUUUGUUUUUUUCCAAACCUGUUGAAAAAGUGUUGUAUUUACAGCUGUAUGACGAAUGCCAAAUAAACACUGCGACGUGCACCACAAA